Messenger RNA from Syzygium oleosum, 1514 nucleotides. Its product is annotated as protein NODULATION SIGNALING PATHWAY 2-like. Gene Ontology annotation, biological process: regulation of DNA-templated transcription. The record is from RefSeq and is a predicted model, not a curated record. Bases 15 to 1514 code for a protein of 499 amino acids. Lineage: Eukaryota; Viridiplantae; Streptophyta; Magnoliopsida; Myrtales; Myrtaceae. Gene Ontology annotation, cellular component: nucleus. Gene Ontology annotation, molecular function: sequence-specific DNA binding; DNA-binding transcription factor activity. The transcript is spliced from 2 exons.
CAUAAUAUUCCUUAAUGGCUAUGGCCAUGGCCAUCGACGACGCACCGGAGCUCGACUUCUCGGCUUAUAGCACCUCCCCCACCACCACCACGACCACCACGACAGACGAUGAAUAUGGCUGCAACUGGAAUGAUUGGUCGCCGGUGGUUGAUUGGAACGCUCUCUCCGGCGGCCAAGAUGAUUUUCAGGACCUAAUUGAGUCCAUGAUAGAUGAGAGUGGGCUUCAACCAGCUCGUUCCGGGGUGAAUUACCAGGAGGGAAGUAACUCUCCAUCCACCGACACGACCAUGUUCACCGACGAGGAAGCCAGCAGAGAUGACUCGAAAGGGUUGAGGCUGGUUCACUUGUUGAUGGCAGCCGCAGAGGCCCUGACCGGAGUGAACAAAUGCCAUGAACUGGCUCGGGUGAUAUUGGUUCGGCUCAAGGAGUUGGUGUCCCCAACUGAUGGAACUAACAUGGAGAGAUUGGCAGCUCAUUUCACGGAGGCCCUACAAGGAUUGCUUGAAGGUGCCGGUGGCGGUCAUGGCAAGCACCUAAUAAGCAGUGGCCCCCAACGCGACGACCACCACCAUCACCACCAAACGGAUGUUCUAGCCGCUUUUCAACUAAUGCAAGACUUGUCGCCGUACGUCAAGUUUGGGCACUUCACCGCGAAUCAGGCUAUUCUAGAAGCCGUCACUCAGCACCGGCGAGUCCAUAUCGUGGACUAUGAUAUCAUGGAGGGGAUCCAAUGGGCGUCGCUCAUGCAAGCUCUGGUCUCAAGGAAGGACGGUCCACCUUCCCCACAUCUCAGGAUCACGGCCUUGUCGAGAGGUGGAAACGGUCGCCGCUCGAUCGGGACCAUCCAAGAGACGGGCCGUCGCCUGACCGCAUUUGCCGCAUCAAUUGGUCAGCCAUUUUCGUUUCACCAAUGUAGGUUGGACUCGGACGAAACAUUUCGUCCAUCCUCCCUUAAGUUAGUGAGGGGUGAGGCAUUGAUAUUCAACUGCAUGCUGCACCUUCCUCACUUCUGUUACCGGGCACCCGAGUCCGUGGCUUCCUUCUUAUCCGGAGCCAAGACGCUGAACCCUAGACUCGUGACUCUGGUGGAGGAAGAAUUGGGGCCGAUCGGAGACCAAGGGUUCGUGAGCCGAUUCAUAGACUCCCUGCAUCACUACUCUGCCCUGUAUGACUCGCUCGAGGCAGGGUUUCCGAUGCAGUGCCGGGCUCGAGCUCUGGUGGAGAGGGUUUUCCUGGGGCCCCGGAUAGUCGGGUCGUUGGCUCGGAUAUACCGGACGUGCGGCGAUAAGGAGGGCGGCUCGUGGCGGGAGUGGUUAGGUGCAACGGGGUUCAGGCCUGUGGACAUAAGCUUUGCCAAUCAUUGCCAGGCCAAGCUCUUGUUGGGGCUAUUCAAUGAUGGGUACAGGGUGGAGGAGUUGGCCAGCAACAGGCUCGUCCUGGGAUGGAAAUCUCGUCGUCUGCUCUCAGCCUCCAUUUGGACUUCGCCCUUCGAUUCUGAUUCGUCGAUCUCUUAA